AUGCAGCGACAUGGAGCAAUGAAGAGCUUUAUGGCAGAAUGUGAAUCCUUGAAGGACAUAAGGCAUCGUAAUCUUGUGAAACUUUUGACGGCUUGUUCGAGUAUUGAUUUCCAAGGAAAUGAAUUCAGAGCUCUAAUCUAUAUGGAUAUGUGGUUGCACCCACAUGAAGUGGAAGAGAUCCGUAGGCCUUCAAGAACUUUGACACUUCUUGAAAGGCUUAGCAUAGCGAUUGAUGUGGCUUCUGUUUUGGACUAUCUUCAUGUUCAUUGCUACGAAGCUAUUGCUCAUUGUGAUCUUAAGCCAAGCAAUGUCCUUCUAGAUGAUGAUCUAACCGCCCAUGUUAGCGACUUUGGUCUGGCUCGGAUCCUCCUCAAAUUCGACCAGGAUUACUUCCUCAACCAACUCAGCUCGGCUGGAGUCAAAGGAACCAUCGGCUAUGCCGCACCAGAAUAUGGAAUGGGAGGGCAAAUAUCAAUACAUGGUGAUGUGUAUAGCUUUGGGAUUCUCCUUUUGGAAAUGUUUAGUGGAAAACGACCUACCAAUGACUUGUUUGGAGGAAACUUUACUCUGUGCAGCUACAUCAAAUCUGCCUUGCCAGAGCAAGUCUUGGAUGUGGCGGACGAACUGAUCCUUCACAAUGGCCUUAGAAUUGGCUUCCCUAUUGCUGAGUGCUUGAAGAUGGUUUUGGAGGUGGGACUUAGGUGUUGUGAAGAAUCUCCAAUGAACCGGUUGGCAAUGAGUGAGGCUGUAAAAGAAUUAAGCUUGAUCAAAGAGAGGUUCUUCAAAGCCAGAAGAGGAGCUAGGCAUUGA
Messenger RNA from Microthlaspi erraticum, 810 nucleotides. NCBI's taxonomy places the organism in Eukaryota, Viridiplantae, Streptophyta, Magnoliopsida, Brassicales, Brassicaceae. The record is from the annotation of a GenBank genome assembly.